Molecule: messenger RNA, 726 nt
Organism: Striga hermonthica
Lineage: Eukaryota; Viridiplantae; Streptophyta; Magnoliopsida; Lamiales; Orobanchaceae
Source: the annotation of a GenBank genome assembly
AUGGCGGAGGGCACACCUGCAGUCGCCGAGCUUCCUGCUAAUAACACCAUCUACAUUAAUAACCUUAAUGAGAAAAUCAAGCUCGAUGCGCUGAAGAAAUCGCUUCACGCCGUGUUUUCUCAGUUUGGGAAGAUAUUGGAGGUUUUGGCGUUCAAAACCCUAAAACACAAGGGGCAAGCGUGGGUUGUCUUUGAGGAUGUCUCGUCUGCCACCAAUGCGCUUCGUCAAAUGCAGGGAUUUCCAUUCUACGAUAAACAGAUGCGGAUUCAGUAUGCGAAAACAAAAUCUGAUGUCAUUGCAAAGGCUGAUGGUACCUUUGUUCCUAGAGAAAAAAGGAAGAAGCUAGAUGACAAAGGAAGGAAGAAGAAAGAGCAACAUGAUGCUAAUCAAGCAGCUGUUCUUAACCCUGCAUAUGCUGGUGCUUACGGAGGAGCCCCGCCUUUAUCACAAAUACCGUAUAUGGGAGCUAGAGCUGUUCCGGAGGCACCUGCCCCACCAAACAACAUCCUAUUUAUCCAGAACCUUCCUCACCAGACAACUCCUGUAGUGCUGCAAAUGAUUUUCAGUCAAUGUGCUGGGUUUAAGGAAGUCCGAAUGGUGGAAGCUAAGCCUGGGAUUGCUUUUGUGGAGUACGAAAACGAGAUGCAAUCGACAGUUGCUCUGCAGACCUUUCAGGGGGGUAAGAUCGAUGGAAGUCCAAUGUUGAUCACUUAUGCAAAGAAGUAG